Gossypium raimondii (Peruvian cotton) is the source of this 5841-nucleotide messenger RNA. RefSeq names its product disease resistance protein RGA2-like. The record is from RefSeq and is a predicted model, not a curated record. Bases 140 to 3670 code for a protein of 1176 amino acids. The transcript has 5 exons. Gene Ontology annotation, biological process: defense response to other organism. NCBI's taxonomy places the organism in Eukaryota, Viridiplantae, Streptophyta, Magnoliopsida, Malvales, Malvaceae. Gene Ontology annotation, molecular function: ADP binding.
AACAAACGUGAAUAAAAAAGAAGGUUUUGAUUACAUGUUGACUUUGGAAUUAUUUAUGGUCAAUUGAAAGAGGGUAUAUUGUAACGAAUUGUAAUCUGAUCCAGAAAUUAGCUUUCUGGCAAAAUCUGCAACAGCGGGUAUGGAACAAAAGGUAGUGGAAGCAGUCCUUGGGGCUGCUGUGCAGCUUACACUUUCCAAGGUGAUUUCACUGGCUGCUGAACAAGCUAGCCUCGCAUGCGGUUUCAAAAACGACAUGAAAAAGCUUAGAGUUUUGCUAACCUUGAUUCAGGCAGUGUUACAAGAUGCAGAGGAGAAACAUGUCAGAGAUGGGUCUGUCAGGCUUUGGCUGCAGGAGCUUAGAGACGUGGCUUACGAGAUUGAUGAUGUACUCGACGAGUUUACCUAUCAAAAACUUGGGAUGAAGGCAAAAUUCCAAGAUCAGAUAAGUAGAAAGCUCUGCAAUUUGUUUACACCUUCCAUCCCUUUGCCGUAUCGUCUCAAUAUGGCCAAGAAAAUAAAAAACAUUAAUGUAUCCCUCAGUCACAUUAAUGAGCAGGCCAGUCAAUUUGGGCUCCAAAGGAGAGUUGGGGAAAUGGUUGUUUUGCCUAGAGGAAACCUAGAGACCCACUCUUUAAUUGGUGAUCCAUUUCAUGUUGUUGGAAGGGGAUAUGAUGUCUCCAAGAUUAUUAACUUGUUGGUCAAGUCCAGUACUCAACAACCACAAAUCAUCUCUGUUAUAUCAAUUGUGGGUAUGGCCGGCCUUGGGAAGACUACUCUGGCUAAACUGGUAUGCAACAGUGAGCCAAUUCAACAUCAUAUUGGUAAAAUCAUGUGGGUUUGUGUCUCUAAUGAUUUCGAUGUGGAUAGAAUUCUGGUAGAGAUGCUUGAAUCUCUUACCAAAACCCCUUGUGCAUUUAGAAAUAAGGAUACGGUACUUCGAAGAAUACAAGAAGAAUUAGGAGAGGAAAGAUAUCUUCUCAUAUUUGAUGAUGUUUGGAAUGAAAAUGUUGAAAAAUGGGAAGAUUUAAAAGGUUGUCUGCUAGGAUUUAGUAGAAAUAUAGGGAGUAAAAUCAUUGUGACAACUCGAAGUGAUAAUGUAGCAUCGGUGAUGGGAACGCAUACUGAACAUAAGCACCAUCCUAAGAAAUUAGUUGAUGAUGAAUGCUGGUCAAUAAUCAAACAAAAAGUAUUUGGGAGCUCUUCAAUACCAGAAGAAAUGGAGGUUAUUGGAAAGGAUAUCGCUAAAAAGUGCAGAGGUCUGCCAUUGGUUGCAAGGGUUAUUGGAGGAACUAUGAGCAAUAAAAGGGACAAAGAGGAGUGGUUGUCAAUCAAACAUUGUAACAUUUGGGAUUCGCUCGAAAGGAACAAUGGUAUUUUGCAUGUGCUAAAGUUAAGCUUCGAUCGCCUUCCUUCACCGUCUUUGAAGCGGUGUUUUGCAUACUGUUCAAAUUUUUCCAGGGAUGUUUACAUCGAACGGGAGCAGUUGAUUCAGCUUUGGAUGGCCAAUGGAUUUCUUGAUCCAUCCAAAGAAGGGAAUAUGGCCAUGGAGGAUAUUGGUAAUAUGCAAUUUAAAGCUCUCUUAUCAAAUUCCUUGUUCCAAGAUGUGGAAAGGGAUGCCUAUGGGAACAUUGAAGUUUGUAAGAUGCAUGAUUUAGUGCAUGAUCUUGCAGUGUUUGUAUCGAAAGAAGAAACCAAGGUUUUGUAUAACGACUCCAUGGUUGAUACUUCUUGUAUUCGACAUAUGAGCGUUGUCUUUUAUGGGGAAUCGGUGCCAACCAUUUUAGAACAUGCUGCACACAAGUUGCACUCUUUGUUUUUGAACGUCGACAUUUUUUGCAGGUUUCCAGGAAAUCUCAAAAGCUUAAGGACUCUAAAAUUAACUGGAGUUCACAUAAAAAAACUGCCAGGUUCCUUGGGCAAAUUAAAGCAUUUAAGAUUCUUUGACAUCUCAGCAACUAAUAUCACCAAACUACCAGAGUCCUUCACUCAGCUUUAUAAUUUGCAGACCUUGAGACUUUUGAAGUGUUCUCUAGAACAUCUUCCUAAAGGAAUGAGAAAUCUAGUUAGCCUGAGGCAUAUCUAUUUUGAUCUUGAAAAGUUAAUGCCAGUUGAUAUUGGACGCUUGACUUGUCUUCAAACGUUGCCAUUCUUCUUUGUGGACAUGGAAAAGGGAUGCCUGAUUAGCGAACUUGGAUGCUUAAGCCAGCUUAGAGGAAAAUUGAAGAUAUGCAGCCUUGAAGAUGUAAAAGAUAAUGCAGAAGCCAGCAGAGCAAACAUGGAAGCAAAGACCAAAUUGUACAAGCUAAAACUGAAAUGGAGCUACAAAAGAGAACGCCCCAUAAAUGAUAAGGAAGUACUGGAAGGGCUCAAGCCUUGCUCGAAUCUGAAAGGUCUAACCAUUGUGAAUUAUUGGGGAGAUGACUUACCUUCGUGGCUGUCAAGUAGUGUACAUGGUUCUAAUCUCCCAUUUCCACUCAACAAUUUGGUGAAGUUAAAACUAAUCAAUUGCAGGGAAUGCCUUAAUCUUCCAUGUCUCGGCCAAUUAUGUAAUCUAACUGUGCUUGAAAUCGAUGAAAUGAAGAAGGUGAAGAGGAUAGGUCGUGAAUUUUAUUUCAAUGGUCAGGGUGAGGCAACCACAUCAUUUCCAGCUUUGAGAAGAUUUAUCUUAGUGGAAAUGGAGAGCCUGGAAGAAUGGGUAGAUGAUUUGGAUUCAGUGAUAAUAGAGCGAGAAGGUGUGGCUGCAUUUCCUUGCCUUGAGGAGUUGAUUGUUUCCGGGUGUCCCAAGUUAAAAAGUGACCCGAUACAGAGAAAACUUCCAUCUCUUCAGGUGCUCCAAGUUUCGUAUUGCAGUGAAAUAAGUACUUUAGGGGAUGGACUAUCUGCCUCCUCUCGUCUUAAAGAAGUACAUAUCCAAGCUUGUCUGAAUUUAGGAUCUAUACCAACUAUGGAAGGGCUAUCUACGUGUCUCAAAGAGUUAAGAAUAUGCGACUGUCCGAAUUUGAGAUUCAUGCCAAGCAUACAAGGCUUCUCUUCUCUUACAGAUCUAACCAUCAAGGAUUGUGAAAGGUUGUCAUGUCUGCCUAGUGGGAUAGAAUCAUGUGCAUCUCUUGGAAAUUUGAACAUCCACAAUUGCCCCAGUCUGAGCUUUGUUCCACAAGAUGUAGGGGAACUGCGUUCUCUUAUUUUUCUAUCAAUUACAUCUUGCCAGAAGCUGACUUGCCUUCCAGGAGAGAUCCUAGGUUGCCUCACCAACCUUGAGACAUUGCAUAUAGGUGGAUUCUCAGAACAGCUUGCGGAAUUUGAAGGUCUCACUUCACUCCACCAUCUCCAUGCAUCCCUAGAAUAUUUGGAACUAUAUGGAUGGAAAAAUCUCAAGUCGAUUCCAUCUCAGCUUCAGCACCUAGCUUCCCUCAAGUCUCUUGAACUGUGGAACUUCAAUGGAGUUCAAGUAUUGCCAGAGUGGUUGGGGAACUUCUCAUCUCUUCAACGACUUCAGAUUUGGAACUGCAACAACUUGAUGCACUUUCCUUCUUUGGACGCCAUGAAACGACUAUCCAAAUUGCAGAGACUUGAAAUCAACAAGUGUCCCCAAUUAAAGGAAAAUUGCACCAAGGAGAGUGGCUCGGAAUGGCCCAAGAUCGCUCACAUUCCAAACAUUCGAAUUCAGUAAUGACUUGUUAUACCAAUCAAUGCUACAACCUCCAUUGUCUUUUACAAUUAAUGCAAUGUUACUGUACAGUUAUAUAUAUGCAAUGAUGUUGAAAUAUAUGUGUUUUAUUUUUCAUUUGUUUAAAGUGUACUUGAGAAUGCCAUAGAAUAAAAUAUCAUGUAUUUUUUUAAAAUAUGGUGUUUGGUGCAGUAUGUUGGCUGUAUAGCACGGGUGCUCAUCUAUUGUCAUAGAAAGCAUGUAAGAGAGGGAGAUAUGAAGUGCACAGGUGAUUCUAAACUAUGGUUGUACUUGUUGAUUGGUUAUUGUCAAUUUGGAUUCCAUGAUAGGGUGAAGUAAAGACUACAUAUAACCAGCACAAACGCUCUAUCAUUGGCAUAUUAUGAACAUUUAACUUUAACCAGAGUUCAUUGGAAAAAUGGGAUGAUCAAACUUUUAUAGCAAAGUUAUUAAACCAUAAAUGAUGGGUACAGCAGCAGAAAUUUUCUAAGUUUACCGGCAGUAAUACUGUGCGAUGCAAGUUUCAAGACAAUCAUGGACUGUCUUCAUGCAUGUAGGAUCUGCAAGCCAAAUUUCUCAACUCAAACUAUAAGGCCACGUUUGGUUGGAGGGAAUGGAAUAGCCAUUCCCUCCUUAUUCUUGGAUGAACAGUUAAGCUAUAGUUUGCUUCACUGUUUUCUUCAUUCGGCGAAUGGCUAUUCCUCUCCUAUUCAUUUGAUUUACCGAAUCAUCAUUCGGUGAAGGGGGCUAAGAAUAGCCUAUUCAACAACGGACGGAAUAGAAAAAUUUUCCCCCAGACAAUUUGACCCUGUAUUUGUUCACCCAUCGUUCGUCAAUUUCAUCGUUGCUGUAAAAGUGGUGCCUCCGUUGAUUCUAUCAUUGAGAACCGUCGAUUCAUCUCUGACUUGUUCCCCGCCUCCGCAAAGCUACCUCCUUUCCCUUGUGAGAACCUCUGUUCGAGAUAUUUUCUCUAAAGCAGCUGCUGCUGCACCUUGCCUCCUCUUUUUUGAUGAAUUUGAUUCCAUUGCCCCUAAAAGAGGACAUGACAACACUGGAGUAACUAAUCGAGUUGUCAAACAAUUCCUAACUGAAUUAGAUGGUGUUGAAGUUUUGACUGGUGUAUUUGUAUUUGCUGCAAUAAGGUUAGUUCUCAUGGAAUCCAAUUGUAUUAUUUUGCUAGCAUCUAUUCUUAAUCUUUAGUUAAUCCCAACAAUGUUGAGUUUGGUUCAUUAUUAUCUUCAUGUGAUCGAUUUUGACAUGAGAUGCAUACCCAAAUAAGAUAGCUUUUCAAGUAGCACCAAAUUUUAACCACAUGUAUCAGCUUUGUUAUCAGGAUUAAGUGGUCAAUGUUGGAUUUUGAUGUACAUCUGUCACUGAUUUACUCAAAAUUUAAAAAUUUUCGUAUAUUUGGAGAAAUAACUUGUAUAUACGUGUCCAAAUAUGUGUGGAACAUAAAUGAACAAUUAUAGCGUAAUGUGAUUUGCUAUAUAUAUCAAACUAGAAACUACCUUGAUCGAAUGUUUUAGUGUUACUUUCCUUUGUAAUACUUUGUUUUUGCACAUAUAAUGUAAUUGCCAUUGGCCAGUGAUGUUGAUUUAGACGCCAUAGCAUAUAUGAUAGAAGGAUUUAGCGGAGCUGAUCUCCCAGCUAUUCUCUCAGAUGCACAGUUCGCUGCGAUUCAUGAACAUUUGAGUAGCGCAAAUAGCAAUGAGCCUGGAAAAAUGCCAGCCAUAACUGAUACUGUUCUGAAGUCUAUUGCUUCCAAGGCAAGACCGUCAGCUUCAGAAGCCGAAAAAUAGAUAUUCUUCUCACGUUAGUCACUCGCUGAACUGAAUAAAAUUGAAAAUUUCCGUGCAAUCAAGGGACGCAAAAGGCAAGAGGGCAACUCAGACUUCUACUUGGUGGGAAGAGGAUGUUGAAUUGGAUGUAUCUUCCGCAUGGCAUAGUUGAGUAGUCGAAUGAUAGCUAAACACAAUGAUACAUCUCGCACGAUGAUGCACAAAAUAAAUUUUCCUUAUAGAUUUCUUUUAAACCUUUUCUUUUAUAUUUCCCUGUAACCAAGACCCUUCUUUACACGAAUUAGAGUAAGUAACAUAGAAUUUGUUUUCUGUGUUUCUUGUUAUCUCCUUGAUUCAGACACUAAUGAGGAAGAAAAGUAAAAUUAAAGUUGUUCA